AUGACAGGCAUGAAACCCCAAAACGACUCCGUUUCUGGGGACCCUUCGCAUGCAGUUGCCAAAACCAUUGAGGAUUUCGAUCCUCCUAAGAAAACAAACAGAAAUAAGUUUGCUUUCGCUUGUGCAGUUCUGGCUUCCAUGACUUCCGUCCUUCUUGGUUAUGAUAUCGGAGUGAUGAGUGGAGCAGCUUUGUACAUAAAAGAUGACCUUAAAAUCAACGACCUGCAGAUCGAGUUUUUGGCUGGAACCAUCAACAUCUACUCCUUGGUUGGGUCAUGCGCUGCCGGCAGAACCUCCGACUGGAUCGGCCGUCGUUACACCAUCGUAAUAGCAUGUGCCAUUUUCUUCGUCGGAGCAAUUCUUAUGGGUUUCGCCACUAACUAUGCCUUCCUCAUGUUCGGUCGUUUUGUCGCUGGCGUCGGGGUCGGGUACGCACUCAUGGUUGCCCCCGUCUACACUGCCGAGGUCUCGCCCGCUUCCUCACGCGGCUUUCUCACCUCCUUCCCCGAGGUGUUUAUCAAUGGCGGAAUAUUGUUGGGAUACGUAUCGAACUACGCAUUCUCCAAGUUGCCCCUGCAACUGGGUUGGCGGUUCAUGCUGGGUAUUGGAGCCGUACCGUCAGUGAUUCUUGGCAUAGUGGUGUUGGCGAUGCCGGAGUCGCCGCGGUGGCUGGUGAUGCAGGGUCGACUGGGAGACGCCAAGCGCGUGCUCGACCAAACCUCAGACAGCACGGAAGAAGCCCAGCUGAGACUCAUCGAAAUUAAAGAGGCAGCGGGAAUCCCAGAGGACUGCCAAGACGACGUCGUGGAGGUGCAGAAGCAAUCUCACGGUGAGGGUGUAUGGAAAGAGCUGCUGUUUCAUCCCACGCCGUCCGUUCGCCGCGUUCUGAUCGCCGCCAUUGGCAUCCACUUCUUCCAACAAGCUUCGGGAAUCGACGCCGUCGUUCUAUACUCGCCAAGAAUCUUCGAGAAAGCCGGAAUCACGUCGUCCGACCACAAGCUACUCGCCACGGUAGCCGUCGGAUUCGCGAAGACAGUGUUCAUCCUGGUUGCGACGUUUUUGCUGGACAAGAUCGGACGGCGACCGUUGCUCCUAAGCAGUGUGGGAGGAAUGGUUGUGUCGUUGUUGACGCUGGCGACGAGUCUGACAAUUAUCGAGCACAACCCAGGGAAGAGGCUGACGUGGGCUAUCGGACUGAGCAUCGCCAUGGUGCUGUCGUACGUAUCGACGUUCUCAAUCGGGAUGGGGCCCAUCACGUGGGUGUACAGCUCCGAGAUUUUCCCGUUGAGGCUACGCGCGCAGGGGACUAAAAAAGGAGGGCUUCAGUCGCCUCUCGUUGGCAUAUGCUAA
Molecule: messenger RNA, 1350 nt
Organism: Carica papaya (papaya)
Lineage: Eukaryota; Viridiplantae; Streptophyta; Magnoliopsida; Brassicales; Caricaceae
Product: polyol transporter 5-like
Biological process (GO): transmembrane transport
Cellular component (GO): membrane
Molecular function (GO): carbohydrate:proton symporter activity
Source: RefSeq, a predicted model, not a curated record